Messenger RNA from Cololabis saira (Pacific saury), 5686 nucleotides. It is a transcript of the gene sptbn4a, whose product is annotated as spectrin, beta, non-erythrocytic 4a. Lineage: Eukaryota; Metazoa; Chordata; Actinopteri; Beloniformes; Belonidae. Gene Ontology annotation, biological process: actin cytoskeleton organization. The record is from RefSeq and is a predicted model, not a curated record. Gene Ontology annotation, molecular function: actin filament binding; phospholipid binding. Gene Ontology annotation, cellular component: cell projection; plasma membrane; cell junction. The transcript is spliced from 19 exons. The coding region runs from base 839 to 5653 and encodes 1604 amino acids.
GACUGCAGCAGCAUGCAGCAUCCCCGGCCGAGCUGCUCAGGGACUUAAGGAAGAGAGGGAAGUGUGCUAGCAAAGGCCAGCCUGCGUGAGCAUCUUUGCAGAGGUGGGAACGACGAAUGUGAAGAGUUGACGGCCGAUGUUAACGACCCUCUUCUGCACUGCCUCUGCAUCUUGUUCAGCCUGCUCCUCCCACUCCAGCGCGUCCUCCUCCUCCCGUCUACGGCAUCGUUAGACAGGACUACAGAUUGAGCUGGACGGGCGAGCGGUGGACGGUCAGGUUUUUGCACCCAGCUGAUGGAUUCUUCUGUGGCUAUGCUACGUCUACACCCUUUCUGAUGGACGGAUUGUAGCUGAUGUUUGGAGCUACGUAAUUACACCUAACCCGCAAGGAAUCGUGGAUGUGUAUGCCGUUCUUUACCAGUGUUGUCACUGGCGCAUUUUCUCUUUUUGGCCGGUUGUUUUUGCCUUCUCUGAGACUGGCUAGCAGGCACUGCAGCAUCAGGACCGCAAAAUCCAUGAAGUAGUUGGGCAUGAGGACCCAGGGGCGAGCCUAAGGAAGGGCUUGAACACCUCCAUCGCUGCCACUGCUGAGGUGCUUAUCUUGAUUUUUUAUUUCCUCCCCAGAACAGGGUGUCUGGUGGGGGUCGGGGCGGUUAGCGACAGCACAGGUAACCAGGCCCCUGCAGAGCAGAGAGGGACGCUCUGGCGUAGAGGCGGCAGGCAGGACGUCCUGUGGGAUAGAUAGGGAGGAAGAAGGGCCGGCCGAGCAUCGGGCUCCUGAUGGUGGCUAUUUUUGUCUCCCCUAGCUGAGUGAUUGGGACAGCAGGUGGAAGUGAAGAUGCUGAUGGCCCGAGACACGGCCCGGGAUGAGGCUCAGAAGCUACACAGGAAGUGGCUGAAGCACCAGGCCUUCAUGGCAGAGCUGGCCCGCAAUAAGGAAUGGCUGGCCAAGAUAGAACAGGAGGGUCAGGACCUGAUCCAGGAGAAGCCGGAGCUGCGUCCCGUCGUGGAGCAGAAGCUGGAGGAGAUCCGGGAGUGCUGGUCCGACCUGGAGACCACGACCAAGGCCAAGGCCCGGCAGCUGUUUGAGAACAACAAGCCGGAGCCGGCGGUGAAGAGUUACCAUCACCUGGACAGCCAGCUGUCGCACCUGGAGCAGGAACCGCCCCAGCUGGAGCAGGCCCAUCACCUGCCCACCUUCAACCAGCAGCUGCAGAGGUUCCAGGCUAUGGAGUCUCAGAUCGGGGACAUGUACAAGGACGCAGGAGAGCUGGGGAGCUUUCAGGGCCUGGUCCUGCCCCAGCACGGGUUCCGGGGCGACCCCGAGACACAGCACGGGUUCCGGGGCGACCCCGAGACACAGCACGGGUUCCGGGGCGACCCCGAGACACAGCACGGGUUCCGGGGCGACCCCGAGACACAGCACGGGUUCCGGGGCGACCCCGAGACACAGCAAGGGUUCCGGGGCGACCCCGAGGGCGGGGAGCACCCAGGGGUGGUGGAGACCCGCAUCGUCCGCCUCAUCGAACCCUUGAAGGAGAGACGCCGCAUCCUGCUGGCCUCCAAAGAAAUGCACCAGGUUGCCCAAGAUCUGGAGGACGAGAUACUGUGGAUCCAGGAGAGACUUCCAUUCGCCUCCUGCAAGGAUUAUGGGAAUAACCUCCACAGUGUUCACCAGAAUGCCAAAAGGAACCAGGCUCUCCAGAGAGAGCUGACGGGGCGGCGGGCGCGGAUCGAGGAGGUCCUGGACCGGGCAGGGAUCAUCGCGUCAUUAAAGACUCCUGAAGUGGACUUUGUGCGCGAGGGUGCGGGACACGUCCGGCAGCUGUGGGAGGUUCUGCAGCUGGAGACUGAACGGAGGGCCGUGAUGUUGGACGCUGCUCUGCAAGCUCAGCAGUAUUACAGCGACGGAACCAAGGUGGAGUCCUGGCUGUCGGGACAGAAACUGCAGGUCGCCAGUGAAGAAAAAGGCUCAGAUGAAGCUAGCACCCUUCAGCUGCUGAAGACCCACCUGGCUCUGGAGCAAACCGUGGAAACAUAUGCAGAGACGGUGGGCAUGUUAUCCCAGCAAUGCCAGCGACUUCUGGAACUGGGACACCCGGAGAGUGAGCAGAUUACGAAGCAGCAGUCCCACAUAGACCGGCUGUACGUGUCGCUGAAGGACAUGGUGGAGCACAGAAAGACCAAGCUGGAGCAGCAGUACUGGCUUUACCAGCUCAACAAGGAGGUGGAGGAGCUGGAGAAGUGGAUCACGGAGCGCGAGGCGGUGGCCAGUUCCACCGACCUGGGGCAGGACCUGGGGGACGUAACGGUGCUGCAGGACAGAUUCACCAAGUUUGCCACAGAAACCAACACGGUUGGCGAGCAGCGCCUGGAGCAGGUGAACAAGAUGGUGAACGAGAUGAUCGACUGCGGCCACUCGGACGCGGCCACCAUCGCCGAGUGGAAGGACGGUCUGAACGAGUCGUGGGCCGACCUGCUGGAGCUCAUGGAGACCCGCAGACAGAUGCUGGCGGCUUCUCAUCAGCUGCACAAGUUCUUCACCGACUGCAAGGAGGUCUUGGCUCAGAUUGCAGGGAAGAUCAAGCAGCUGCCAGAGGUUCGAGCCUGCCAAGCCAACAUCACCAACCCCGCCACCCUGCAGAGACUCAUGCACUCCUUUGAGCAUGCCCUUCAGCUGCUGGUGGCUCAGGUGCGACAGCUGCAGGAGAACGCCGGCCAGCUCAGGACCAUCUAUGCAGGUGAGAAGGCCGAGGCCAUCAUGGUGAAGGAACAGGAAGUGAUGGAGGCCUGGAAGGAGCUGCUGAGUUCCUGUGAGGCCAGUCGUGUCCAGGUGACGUCAGUCACCGACAAGGUGCAGUUCUUCUCGGUGGUGCGGGAGAACCUCAUGUGGAUGGAAGGCAUCAUGGGCCAGAUAGGAUGGGACGAGCCCAGGGAUUUGACAGCUCUGGAAGGGAUGAUGAAACAACACCAGGAGCUGAAAGCCAAAGUCGACGGCCGCAGCAAAACCAUACAGCAGUGCGCAGAACUUGGCAAGAUUCUGAUCGCUGCAGGCAACCCUGCAUCAGAGGAGAUAAAUGAGAAGUUGGAAAGCCUCCUGACCAAGCAGAAAGACCUCGCUGAAAAAUGGGACAAACACCAGGAAAGGUUACAGCGCAAACAGGAAAGGUUCCAGUUUGCCCAGGAGACGGUGAAGGCGGAGGCCUGGCUGAAGGCCAAGGAGCCGCUGAUGGCCACCAUGGCCACCAUGGCCCCCAUGGCCACCAGGCAGCAGGACGGGCCGGCCCCGGCCCAGACCGACGAGGUUGAGCAGCUUAUACUACGCCAUGAGGCCUUCCGCAAGGCGGCUGUCACUUGGAAAGAUCGCUUCAGCUCCCUCCGCCAGCUUUCUGCUAUGGAGAAGAAAAAAGAGGAGGAUAAAAAGACAAUCCCACUCUCCAGCCGAAGGAUGUUCCCAUUAUCUUGUCUGAAUCCCAGUUUUCCCUCAACCAGUGCUACGUCUUCUUUCCUGAGGCAGACGAUACAGUCUCAUCUAGAACCCAAACCUUUACAGACCAGUUUGGAUCUGGGUGAACCCUCCUCAACCCAGAGAUUGUCCUCAACACUCGCCAGCUACAACCCUGUCCUAAACGGAUCUGGCUACCACGGACUGGAACAACCGUGCGCUGCCAAGUUGGUGAACCCCUCGUACCUUGGGAUGAACCAACAGGCUGCUGGAGGCGGAAGUUCCUCCGGUUUCUCUGCGUCCCAGACCGGUGGAACAGAAACCUCUACUUACCACGGAUUAAAUCAUCAGACCGCCGGGAGUGGAGAGAGUUCUGGGUAUUUUGGAGUGACUGCUGGGUGCGUGGCCGGGAUGCAAAACCAUCUAGGGAGUGGCAAGUUAGGGAGUUCAGGUAACAUAGCUCAGCAGACGAGUGGUGGAGGAAUAGCAAGCCCUGGCUUUCUGCCUCAACAAAACAUGGGAAGUUCUGGAUAUUUAGCCCAGCCACAGAAUUUGGGAAGUUCUGGAUAUUUAGCCCAGCCACAGAACUUGGGAAGUUCAGGAUAUUUGGCACAGCAGCCGAAUUUAGGGAGUUCUGGAUAUUUGGCACAACCACCUAAUAUGGGAAGUUCUGGAUAUUUGGCACAACCACCUAAUACGGGGAGUUCUGGAUAUUUGGCACAACCACCUAAUAUGGGAAGUACAGGAUACCUAGCGCAGAAUUACCAGAGCAGUAGCGGAUUGGGAAGCUCUGGCUAUCUGGUGCAAAAUCACUACAGUAGUGGAAGUCUAGGCAGUUCAGGUUACUUGGCACAGAGCGGUGGAAUCAUGGAUCCUAAGAUGGCGUACGCGUGGCAACACCUGAAAGCAGACUUCAUGCAGCCCAGAAUCAAUCACAUCCACAAGGCUAUCAACCCCCUCCUGGAGGCCAGCAGAGCGCAGCGGGAACAGUUCGGGGACAUCCCCAUGGCCGACAUGACGGGCCCAGAGUCAGGACUGGAGCUCCUCCACGGCCGGCUCCAGAGGGAUCCCCGCGGGAGUCGCUCCGACCCCCAGAUGGACCACCUGAGGCGGGAGAGGGAGUACAAGCUGGGCAGACAGACCUCCAGCGAGCAGGAGAUCCAGGCCCGGCUCAACGAGCUGCCGCUCAUCGUCAGGCAGGAGCGCUACCGGCGGCGUAUGGAGCGGCAGUCGUCCAGCGAACAGGAGGGCAGCAACAAGCAGAGGCUGCAGAGGCAGGACUCCAGCGAUCUGGAAGGUUCUGUGAAGGACGGAUCUGACAAACGCUCAGCGGAGAAAAGAUCCACUAUGGCAGAAAUUGUAGAACAGGUCCAGGAGAGAGAGGCAGCACAUGCACGGGGAGAGCCCUACCGACCUUCCAGCAGCCUCUCGGCACCCGUGACUCGGUUCGACGGACGUCCUCGCGCCAGAGACCGUCCCAAACCGAGGAGACGACCCCGUCCUAAAGAGCCGGAGGAAACCCGCCGGUCUCGUUCGGCUCCGGCGACCGGAGCUCCAACAACGCCCCAGCCGCCGUCACACACUGCCCAGAACGAAGGCUUCCUCUACCGGAAAAAGGCCACCAGCACGGACCUGGAGGCCCAGCAGAGGAGCCCCAACAGCAAAUCCUGGGUGAACGUGUUUUGUGUGCUGAAAGAGGGACAGUUGACGUUCUAUAAAGACGCGAGGAACCUGACGACGACGUACAACGAGGAGCCGCCCGUCGACCUCAGCGACUGCUCCUUCGACCCGUCCAUCGGAUACAAGAAGAAGAAGAACGUCUUCAUUCUCAAAGUAAAUGAUGGGAACAACUUUGUAUUCCACGCAAAAGAUGAGGAGGACCUGAAGGCCUGGACCUCCAACAUCACCACCUCCAUAGCCGAGCACGACGACAUGGCCAAGUGGGACAAGCCGGGCACGUCGUCCCUGGACCCGGACCGGUCCGAGAGGAAGGAGAAGUCGGAGGGCGACGCCGACGCCCGGUCCGAGCGCUCGGAGCUGGUGGAGGGAGGAGAGGAGCGGUCCGAGAAGGAGCGGUCCGAGAAGGAGCGGUCCGAGAAGGAGCGGUCCGAGAAGAACGACGGCUCGGAUAAGUUAGACACGUCUGAAAUUGCUGACAAGUGUGAAGGCGGCGCCGGAGGUUCCAGCACGUCUGGAAAGAGCAAAUGAAGAAGAAACACUGACAACAGACCUGGAGGAAGG